Erinaceus europaeus (western European hedgehog) is the source of this 7529-nucleotide messenger RNA. RefSeq names its product erbb2 interacting protein (gene ERBIN). The record is from RefSeq and is a predicted model, not a curated record. Gene Ontology annotation, cellular component: adherens junction; postsynaptic membrane; postsynaptic density. Lineage: Eukaryota; Metazoa; Chordata; Mammalia; Eulipotyphla; Erinaceidae. Gene Ontology annotation, biological process: neurotransmitter receptor transport, endosome to postsynaptic membrane; neurotransmitter receptor transport postsynaptic membrane to endosome. Gene Ontology annotation, molecular function: protein binding. The coding region runs from base 1060 to 5436 and encodes 1458 amino acids. The transcript is spliced from 27 exons.
CGCGGCCUGUGAGGCAGUAAACCCCCCUCGGCCUCGGCCCCCUUCCUCCUCCUUUCUCUCAGCUCCGUCUCCUCCCCUCCCCUCGCAGUCUCGCGCGCGGGUGAAUGUGGCGCGGCGGCGCGGGACGCAGCCGAGGCCCCUGCCGAGGCCCCGCCGGCUCGUGAGGACGCCGGGUCGCCGGCCGCCCCCGGCCCCUGCGCUCCCUCAGGGAGCCGCCGCCGCUGGGGGAGAAGAGCGCGGAGGGGAGCCAAGGGACGGCGGUGGGAAAGGCGCGGGGGGGAGCAGAAGGCUCGAGGACUAGUAGAGAAGGCGGGGAGGGACGGACGGAAGGACGGACGACCCGACGGACGGCCGGGAGAGCGGGCAGCCAUCGAGCCUGCGGGCCGACUGCGGCGGCGGCGGCGGCGCGAGCGAAGGGCGCGGCAGGCGCUCUCGAGACAAUAACCUCGCCGCCCGGCUCCGGGGGCGGCGGCGAGGAGGUGGCGGCCUAGCGCGGCCGAGGCUCGCCCCGCGCCCCGGUGGCUUCUCUACCUGGGCCGCGGGGCUUCGGGCGCCGUCGGGUGUGCGUGGCGCGCCGGUCCGCGGGGGCCGGAGCCGGAGCCUGUCGGCGGACACCCCCGCCUCCGCCCUCCCCCUCCGGGGCGCGCGGAGCUGGUUUUCCGGGUUCCCCUGGACCGAGCUGGAUCCUGCUUCUCGCCGAGGCAGGAAGUGAGUUUCGCACGGUAAUUCCGGGCGGUGUCACGAGUGAAAAGUUUUUUUUUUUUUUUUGGUAAUAUUCGGCGGAGACCCGAGUCGGGGCUGGGAAACUCUUGCAAAACUCAAGAGCAGAAGCCCCUCCCGCUCCGCAUCCCCCAUCGGAGCCACUGCGGCGGGGGCCGCCGCACAGCCGCCCGCCCUCCCGGGGGGAGAAGAAGUUCGCCCGGAUCGCGAGUGACCGACGAAGGAAGGAAAUCAUGUCAGGCGAAGCCUUGAGAGAGCUGCCCUGAGACUCCGGCCGGCCGGAAGAAUGUUGACUCAAUUAAACAUCAGGGAGACAAAUUCAAUCCAGUGUAUCUAAAAAUGACUACGAAACGAAGUUUGUUUGUGCGGUUGGUACCAUGUCGCUGUCUACGAGGGGAAGAGGAGACUGUCACUACCCUUGAUUAUUCUCAUUGCAGUUUGGAACAGGUUCCUAAAGAGAUCUUUACUUUUGAAAAAACCUUAGAGGAGCUCUAUUUAGAUGCUAAUCAGAUUGAAGACCUUCCAAAGCAACUUUUUAACUGUCAGUCUCUGCACAAACUGAGCUUGCCAGACAACGAUUUAACAACAUUACCAGCAUCUAUUGCAAAUCUCAUUAAUCUCAGGGAACUGGAUGUCAGCAAGAAUGGAAUACAGGAAUUUCCAGAAAAUAUAAAAAAUUGUAAAGUUUUGACAGUUGUGGAGGCCAGUGUAAAUCCCAUUGCCAAGCUUCCUGAUGGAUUUUCUCAGCUGUUAAACUUAACCCAGCUGUACCUGAACGAUGCUUUCCUUGAGUUCUUACCAGCUAAUUUUGGCAGAUUAACUAAGCUCCAAAUAUUAGAACUUAGAGAAAACCAGUUGAAAAUGCUUCCAAAAACCAUGAAUAGGUUGACUCAGCUGGAAAGACUGGAUUUGGGAAGCAAUGAAUUCACAGAAGUGCCUGAAGUACUCGAACAACUAAGUGGAUUGAAAGAAUUUUGGAUGGAUGGUAAUAGACUAACUUUUAUUCCAGGGUUUAUUGGAAGUUUAAAACAGCUCACAUAUUUGGAUGUUUCUAAAAAUAAUAUUGAAAUGGUUGAAGAAGGAAUUUCAGCAUGUGAAGGCCUUCAAGAUCUUCUGCUGUCAAGCAAUUCUCUUCAACAGCUGCCUGAGACUAUUGGUUCACUGAAGAAUGUAACAACUCUUAAAAUAGAUGAAAAUCAAUUAAUGUAUCUACCGGACUCUAUAGGAGGGUUAGUAUCAAUAGAAGAACUGGACUGUAGCUUCAAUGAAAUUGAAGCUUUGCCUUCCUCUAUUGGCCAGCUUACUAAUAUAAGAACUUUUGCUGCAGAUCAUAAUUUCUUGCAACAGUUACCACCCAAGAUUGGAAGUUGGAAAAAUAUAACUGUGCUAUUUCUCCAUUCCAAUAAACUUGAGACACUUCCAGAGGAAAUGGGUGAUAUGCAAAAACUAAAAGUGAUUAAUUUAAGUGACAAUAGGUUAAAGAAUUUACCCUUUAGCUUUACAAAGCUACAACAAUUGACUGCUAUGUGGCUCUCUGAUAAUCAGUCCAAACCCCUGAUACCUCUUCAAAAAGAGACUGACUCGGAGAUACAGAAAAUGGUGCUCACUAACUACAUGUUCCCUCAACAGCCAAGGACUGAAGAUGUUAUGUUCAGUUCAGAUAAUGAAAGUUUUAAUCCUUCAUUGUGGGAGGAACAGAGGAAGCAGCGGGCUCAAGUGGCAUUUGAAUGUGAUGAAGAUAAAGAUGAAAGGGAGGCACCUCCAAGGGAAGGAAAUUUAAAGAGAUAUCCAACACCAUAUCCAGAUGAACUUAAAAAUAUGGUUAAAACUGUCCAAACCAUUGUACAUAGAUUAAAAGAUGAAGAGACUAAUGAAGAUUCUGGCAAAGAUUUGAAACCACACGAAGACCAGCAAGUUGUAAAUGAUAUUGGUGUAAAGACUUCAGAAAAUACUACUCCAGUAAGAAGCAAAGCUGAUGAAAAAGAAACAUACGUGAUAGGAAACUCCAUACAGAAGUCCAGUGAAUCUGAAGCUGAGAUCAGUUCUGAGAAUCUGCUAGUGGCUGCAAAUGUGAAAGCCUCUGAGAACUUUAAGCAUAUUGUAAAUCAUAAUGAUGUAUUUGAGGAAUCUGAGGAACUUUCUUCUGAUGAAGAGAUGAAAAUGGCAGAGAUGCGACCACCAUUACUUGAAACCUCUAUUAACCAGCCAAAAGUGGUAGCACUUAGUAAUAACAAAAAAGAUGAUGUGAAGGAUACGGAUUCGUUAUCAGAUGAAGUCACACACAACAGUAAUCAGAAUAACAGCAACUGUUCUUCUCCGUCUCGGAUGUCUGACUCAGUUUCUCUUAAUACUGAUAGUAGUCAAGACACUUCACUCUGCUCUCCAGUGAAACAAAUUCAUAUUGGUUUAAAUUCUAAAAUCAGGCAAGAAGAUGAAAAUUUGAACAGUCUUUUACAAAAUGGAGAUAUAUUAAACCAUUCAUCUGAGGAAAAAUUCAAGAUUCAUGAUAAAAAAGAUUUUAAGUUACAUGAAUAUGAUUUGAAUAUUGAAGAACGAUUAGUUCUUAUUGAGAAAGGUGUUGACUCAAUGGCUACAUCUAAUGAAUCUCACAAAUUAGAUCAUAUUAACAUGAAUCUUAAUAAACUUGUAACUAAUGAUACAUUUCAGCCAGAGAUGGAAAGAUCAAAGACACAGGAAACAGGCUUUUUAAACAUUAACACUAAAGGAGAAGCCGAGCUCUUGGAAAACGGAAACAAAUAUCCUAAGCUGGAAUGCAUAAAUAAGGUAAAUGGACAUUCUGCAGAUCCUCAGAAUUCUCCUGGGAGGACUGAACCCCAUGACACUGAUUCUUCUGUUGAUACGGGUAUUUCCAAAAGCACUGAAGAUCUCUCGCCUCAGAAGAGUGGGCCAAGAGGACCUGUUGUGAAAUCUCAUAGCAUCACUAAUAUGGAGACUGGGGGGUUAAAAAUCUAUGACAUUCUUAGUGAUAAUGGACCUCAGCAGCCAAGUGCGGCAAUAAAGGUAACAUCUACUAUUGAUGGAAAAAAUAUAGUUAGAAGCAAGUCUGCUACACUUUUGUAUGAUCAACCGUUGCAGGUAUUUAGUGGUUCUUCUUCAUCAUCUGAUUUAAUAUCAGGUACAAAGGCAGUUUUUAAGUUUGAUUCAAAUCAUAAUCCUGAAGAGCCAAAUAUAAUAAGAGGCCCUACAACAAGUGGUCCACAAUCUACACCACAAAUCUAUGGUCCUCCAGGUCCUCCACAAUAUAAUAUCCAGUAUAGUAGCAGUGCUACAGUCAAGGACACUUUGUGGCACUCCAAACAAAAUCCUCAGAUAGAGGUCAGUUUUCCUCCUCAGCAGCGCCUUCCAAGGUCAGAGAGCACAGAAAAUCACAGCUAUGGUAAACAUUCUGCCAACAUGAAUUUCUCUAACCAUAACAACGUUCGAGCUAAUACCGGAUACCUUUUACAUCAGAGACUUGGUGCAGGAAGACAUGGGGAAAUGUGGGCCAUGUCACCCAAUGAUCGACUUAUUCCUGGACCAGCUCGAGCUACAAUUCAGCGGCAAAGUAGUGUGUCUUCUACAGCCUCUGGAACUCUUGGUGAACCAGGUUCCACAAGGCGGGCCCAAAUUCCUGAAGGAGAUUAUUUAUCAUACAAAGAGUUACAUUCAGUGGGAAGAACUACUCCAAUGAUGUCAGGAUCACAAAGACCUCUUUCUGCACGCACAUACAGCAUUGAUGGUCCAAGUGCAUCAAGGCCUCAGAGUGCUCGACCCUCUGUUAGUGAAAUACCAGAGAGAACUAUGUCAGUUAGUGACUUCAAUUAUUCACGGACUAGUCCUUCAAAAAGGCCAAAUACAAGGGUCGGUUCUGAGCAUUCUUUACUAGAUCCACCAGGAAAAAGUAAAGUUCCUCAUGAUUGGCGAGAACAAGUACUACGACACAUUGAGGCCAAAAAGCUAGAAAAGAGCAUGCUGUCAAGGUCCUUUAAUUCCAAUCUCAUUGCUGUAAGCAGCUUUCACUAUGGCAGCUCUAGGGAUCUGCACGGCAGCCAAGGCAAUCUUGCCUUGAGUGUUGCAGACGGAAGAGGUUCUGGUGGGCACAUUUUUCGACAUCCUCAGUUAUCCUGUCCAGGAGAUCCCUGUCAAGAUGACAUAUUCAUUUCAGGACAGCAGAGCUACUCGACAGCUGCACUUAGUCACAGAGAUGUACCGCCAGACAGUUUGAUGAAAAUGCCUUUGAGUAAUGGACAGAUGGGCCAGCCUCUCAGGCCUCAGGAAAAUUGUAGUCAAAUACAUCACCCCCUUCCUCAGGCAUCUGUAGCAAGGCAUCCCUCUAGAGAACAACUAAUUGAUUACUUGAUGCUGAAAGUGGCCCACCAGCCUCCAUAUACACAGCCCCAUUGUUCUCCUAGACAAGGCCAUGAGCUGGCAAGGCAUGAGAUUCGAGUGAGAAUAGAAAAGGAUCCAGAACUUGGAUUUAGCAUAUCAGGAGGUGUUGGAGGGAGAGGAAACCCAUUCAGACCUGAAGAUGAUGGUAUAUUUGUGACCAGGGUGCAGCCUGAAGGACCAGCGUCAAAAUUAUUACAGCCAGGUGAUAAAAUUAUUCAGGCUAAUGGCUACAGUUUUAUUAACAUUGAACAUGGACAGGCAGUGUCUUUGCUAAAAACUUUCCAGAACACAGUAGAACUCAUCAUUGUACGAGAAGUUGCCUCAUAAGCACUGUGGACAGAAAAGGGGGGAAGACAAGCAAGAUUUAUUGGAAGAUUCUUGCAGGGGAAAUUAAUAUUUUGACUAUUUUUAUAUAUAAAGAACUCAAAAAAGUAUGUUCAGAUUUGUACAUUCAUAAAAAAAUGGAACUUGUGGUUAGAGGGAAAGAACCACUGUACAGUAUAUAAGGGAGGCUAUUGAAUUCAUAUCAUAUAAAACUUGUUAGGUUUCUAAACAUAGCAGUCCAGGCCACAAAAACAUACAUAGGUUGUUUUUGUAUAGACUGUAGGUUUAUUUUUGGAUUUCAUACACAUGACUGAACUCUGUGCAAGGCUCUAAUUAGCCUUGAUUGUAACUCAGAGACAGAUGGCAGAGCUAUCUAUCUCAUAGCUUUUAUGCCCUUAUUUUUACUCAACUGGUAUUAAUGCUUUUCUGCUCAAACUUUUUUUUAAGUGGGCAAGCUAUUUGAAGUGUUGGCUUUUGCUAUGUGCACAUAGAAUUGAAGAGUGAGUAUGUGAAGGUGGUGCUGGUUGGUUCACUUUCCAAGGCCAGAUUAAAACAGUUAAUUCCUAUAAAAUCUGGAAGCAAAGAAAGAAUAAACAGCUGUAUGUUAAUAUAUUAAUAGAAUUAAUAGAAUAAUGCAAUAAAAAGUAGUGUCUUUUUAAAGAAACAAAAAGACAAUAAUUGCAUUUUUAUAAACUCUACAGAAUCUGUCCUUGUCAUAGCCAUUGACUCUCCACUUGCAACUGGUGAUUCAAUUUUUAGGUUUUUAGUGACAGAAAUUUUUUAACCCAACUGUAGAUGCAUGUCCAUGCAUUUACUAUGUUAUGAAAAUUUCCUCAUUUUUCAAAUGGUGUGCUUUCAAUCUAUUUUAUAAUUAGUACUCCAUUUUAAUCUUAAUUUAUAAUUUUUAUGUUAAGCAGCAAAUGAAACUAAAAUGGCCAGUUAUUAUAAUUGUGUUACUGUAACACAAAAAUGUCUGAUUUAGGAAAGCCUCUUGAUUUUGGCCUCACUUUGCCUUGGUAAAGUACAAGGAGACAUGCUUGGAGCUAGGAAACCAAAGCAAGUUUGUGAAGCUGGCACAAUGAUAGAGAAUUGCUGUGGAGAGUUGUGGAGCAAAGGGAUGGGUCUUUGAGACCUACCAGUAUGUAAAGUUGUUCAAAUAAAGGGCUGUUCCUAUAAGUAAUAUUAAUGUGAACUCAACACUUCUGAGUCUUUAAAGGGUUUCUAAGUGUAUCAUGUAAUAAUGUUUUACCACCAGCUGCCUUUGUUCUUCAUUCAUGUGGUAAAUAUUUGUUAGAAGUCUGUUGAUUUUGUUUAGUCAAACUAUUAAUUUUGUUUUUGUUCUAUGUAAUCAAAUAAAUUUGAGUAACAUGUAAUGGUAAGAAUUAAUGCAUGGUUAUUGGACCAGAUAAAAGUGCCAUAGAAGACCCAUAACUCUUGUUAGCCAAGGAGUCUGGACCCUUUCAUUAGAGCAGUAUUCCAUUAUUGCAAUUCGUUUUUUUUAAUUACUAAAAAUAAUAGUUUUGGAAUUUUUAACCUGUUCUGCUUCAUUUUCCAACUUUGUUUUAAUUAAAACCUUAAUAAAAUUGGCAAAAAACAGUAAAUCUAUAUAUUUGCAAAUGUGAAUUGGAUUAAUUCCUUUCUUGCUAGUCAGAAUUCAGUAGGCAGUACUUUAAAAAAUAUGUGAACUCAAAUGUUGCACUUACUUUAAGAUGUUAUCAAUUGAUUCUUGUACUGUAUAGUUUUAAUAAUAUUGAUUGAAACCCUUUAACAACUCUUUGUAAAUUUUAACUCAUUUCAGUUGAUUUUCAGUACUAUUUACAUAGGAAUUGAUUUUUAUGGAUAUAGUCGAUGAAAUGUGCUGUAUUUUGAUAAAAUUCAUUUAUUGUAUGUGUGUUGUAAUCUCUUUAAAAAAGAAUGACAAACAGCUUCUUUAAGACAAGCCUCAGUGUUGCCUUUAUUCAUAGUUUAUUUUAAAAUAUUAAUUUUGGCACUAUGAAAUAUUUGUUAUUUUUAUUGGUUUUAAUCAACUUUUCACAGUAAGAUUCUGCUUCAAUAAGGAAUGCAUAAAAUAAACGCAAUCAUGACAUUUUCAAGUA